GCUAUAUAAAAGCAAGAAGGCAAGGGGCUCGGAUUCGCAACUCAUCCACCAUGGGCUUCGUCUCGGCAGCUGCUCUCGUUUUGGUCGUCGCGGUCGCGGCCAACGCGCAAUACGCGGUGCCUGACCCCUACACUGGCCUGGUGUUCGUCUACCCUGGCCUAGUGCCUGGCUACAAUGCCCCCCUGAUCCGACUUGAAAGGUCGCCUCAGAGAUACCAGGGUGGCAACAGGCCGAACAACAGACCAGGCGGUAACAGGCCCGGAAACUUCCAAGGGGGUGGUGCCAACGGAUUCAACCAGGGUGGUUUCAACCAGGGUGGAUUCCCUGGGGGCGCUAACGGCUUCAACCAGGGUGGCUUCAACCCCGGCGCUGGAUUCCCUGCUGCGGGUGGUGCCAGCGGCAGCUCCAGCUUCGCCUCCUCGUCUAGCCAGAGCUUCAACCAGGGUGGUCCGGGCGGCACCUCCGCCUCCGCCAGCAACUCAAACGCGGGCACCAGCUCGUUCGGCUCAGGUGCUGGUCUAAUCGCCGGUGCAGGCAACGCCGGAGCCUCUGGCAGCGCCGGGGGCCUCGGUGGCAUCGGGGGAUCCAACAGCGCCGCCAACGCCGGAACCCAGACUGUGGCUGUCGGAAAAUAAAUUGAGGUGUGCUUGCGCGAAACGAAAUGAGAAAUAAAUUAUAUUUUAUUACA
Cloeon dipterum is the source of this 688-nucleotide messenger RNA. RefSeq names its product WAG22 antigen-like. NCBI's taxonomy places the organism in Eukaryota, Metazoa, Arthropoda, Insecta, Ephemeroptera, Baetidae. The record is from RefSeq and is a predicted model, not a curated record. The transcript has 2 exons. The coding region runs from base 51 to 635 and encodes 194 amino acids.